This is a messenger RNA of Drosophila montana, 1292 nucleotides long. It is a transcript of the gene Syx8, whose product is annotated as syntaxin 8. The record is from RefSeq and is a predicted model, not a curated record. Lineage: Eukaryota; Metazoa; Arthropoda; Insecta; Diptera; Drosophilidae. Gene Ontology annotation, biological process: intracellular protein transport; vesicle fusion. Gene Ontology annotation, cellular component: membrane; endomembrane system; SNARE complex. Gene Ontology annotation, molecular function: SNARE binding; SNAP receptor activity. The coding region runs from base 116 to 805 and encodes 229 amino acids. The transcript is spliced from 2 exons.
GUUAAUUUAACAUUGGCUACUAAGAAACAAAAUAAGAAAACAACGCAGUUUGCAACGUUUAGAAAAGAACGCCUACAAAUGCUCUAAGUGGCUGCGAUAAAGACUUGCAACGAACAUGUCGCUGGUGGAUCAUGACUCAUGGGACAUCGAGUUUGAGGGCUGCGAACGCUUGCGACAUCAGAUUCUGGUGCUCCUCAAUCAGCGGCGGCAGCUGGACGGCACAGCCGCCGCGCCGGAAUACGUGCGACUGACGAGCAGCAUUGAGGCCAGCCUGGAGCAGUUGCGCAAAGAUGUGAGUCACCUGAAAGUGGCGCUGGACAACGACAUUCUCUGGGAGCUGCGUCCGGCCGAGGAGCUGCAGCGGCGUCGCAUCAACUACGACAAGCUCGCAUCGCAGCUGCGCGAAGCCGAUGCCAAAUUCACGAGCAGCACACGCGCCGACCAGCUGCCGGCUAGCUCGAGCUCUGUGUGGCAGAAUGCAGCCGCCGCGGCUCCAGGUCGGCCGCAAGAUGUGGUUGGGCUAAGGCAACAGCAGGAAGCGAUUCUAGAGCAUCAGAAUCGUGGCUUGGAGGUGCUGUCGGCCACCAUAUCACGGCAGCGCAAUCUGGCCACGCAGCUGGGCAACGAGGUGGAGGACCAAAACAACAUCUUGGACAAUCUGGCCAAUACCAUGGAUCGCGUGGAGACGGGCGUGCAGCGCGAGACGCACAGCAUCAGCCAGGUGAACAGACGCGACACCACCUGGGGCUACUGGCUGCUCAUAAUAGCGCUCUUCGUGGCCAUAAUUGUGGUGGUCCUUCUGUAGGCCAAGGCCAAUUCUCAACCUAUACACAUACCUAUAUAGAUAUAUAUAUAAUUAUACAGGUGUUCUAUGUUAUAUGUGCAGCCUCUCUGCAAUUUCCAUUUUCCAAAGAUGUUUCUGGAGCGGAAUAAUGUAAAGUUGUCUGUCCGUCUGUUUCCAUGCCAGCUUAUCUCCUUUAUGGAUAUAGAUAUGGAUCGUAGAGCUAUAUCCUAAGCUUCCCAUUUGUUGUGUUGCUUUCAAAGAUAUUUUCAACUGCAAGCUUCAUUGAGCUUCAGAUAACAAUAAAUUAACAUCUUAAUACUAUAUUAUAUAGAAUAUAUCAGUUAUAUGGAAACUGUAAAGAUUAUUUUCUAUAUCUCUGCAAGGGCAUUUAAUAUUCGGCUGUCCGAAGAUAACUGUUUUAUCUACUUUUAUUUACAAAAUUGUACUAUGGAAAUCUGUUUAAUAAAUGUUCGGAAAAGACCCGAGUCUUACCUGUCUACGCAUCCUC